AUGUGCCUCAUAGUUGGAUCGGCGGUGAUCUCUUUGAUCUCUGCUUUUUGUUUGUUUGCUUGUCUGUUUGUCGAAAUUGCCUUCUCCUCCCCAGGGUCUGCUGGUGUCCAGUUGGCGACCUCCGAGUCGAAUAGUCUUGUCUACCACUUGACCACUUCAGGUGGCUCGUUCUCUCGUCAGCUCAACUCACUCUCGCCCUCUGCACGCUCUGGUGAUAUGAGUCUUUCUUUCGUCUCUUCCGGAUCUCCGCCCUCCUGUCCGGCCUCGAGGAUGUGUGGAGGUUUGCUGGGUCCUCCGGUGCCUGUGCACAAGGCAACUCGAGAGGCCGGCUCGGCGUAUGCACUGGGGCAGCAGCAUCGUCUCCAGCACCAGACCGGUCAUCAGUCGGCUUCAGGAACCACUGGACAAACGCAGAUCUUCUCGCCAACCGGACACGUCGGAGUCGGUGGCGGUGGGGCCAUCUCGGAAGAGGACGCCGGCAUUUCUUCGUCCUCCCCGGCCAGCAGUGCAGGCGUCCUGGCCACCCCGAAAUCCUUCCCCACC
Protopolystoma xenopodis is the source of this 543-nucleotide messenger RNA. Lineage: Eukaryota; Metazoa; Platyhelminthes; Monogenea; Polystomatidea; Polystomatidae. The record is from the annotation of a GenBank genome assembly.